Messenger RNA from Paracoccidioides brasiliensis Pb18, 3666 nucleotides. RefSeq lists its product as uncharacterized. Gene Ontology annotation, biological process: protein polyubiquitination. Bases 1 to 3666 code for a protein of 1221 amino acids. Gene Ontology annotation, molecular function: ubiquitin protein ligase activity. The record is from RefSeq and is a predicted model, not a curated record. The transcript has 3 exons.
AUGUCUCCACCUUGGACAUCCCGCUUCGAGUCAAACCCCCUUCCAUCGGCGUCAAAGCCUUCCAAGAGUGUCUCCUCGUCUCCGUCGUUGGCCCAUGAUGGCAACAACCUACCAAAAACUCCGCUAACAUAUCGCCCCGAAACCCCUCAAGCUCACCCUCACAGCUUUCAAGAUACCUCUUCCAUGUCGACUCCGCCGCGUCGUACCCAUACGCGCUCAAUUAGCCAUCCAUUCCCCUCGUUGUUUGGCUCUGGGAAGAAAAGACAACAGCCAGCUGGUAGAGAUGCAUGCACAGACUUUUCAGAUGACGGCCGCGUACAUCCUGGGCGGUUGUCGAGGUCGACCAGCCCGCGGAAGGAGAGGGUACAUGCCAGUGGAGGUGAAGAGUAUGUUUCGCGAAGGUGCAUCACUUGCGACCAUACCAAUGCAUUCCCGCGUGGCAUGAAGGGCUUCAGAUGCGGCAAAUGUACCGCAAUGAAUGACCUGGAGCCACGACACGAUUCUUUGAAUGCCCAGUUCGGUAAUGCUGAUGGCCACUCUGUUCCGCACUUUAGACCAAACGUGCCGUACUUGUCUCUUGAAAUUACUCGGGACAUCAUUGAACGAUGUCUCUCUUCGUAUCUACGGUCGUUUUUAGAUGAAACCGAAGAACGAGGCCCCGGCCCCGUUGUCGCGCCUCCAUUUUCGGGCAAGUCCGCCGUGUCUGACGCUUCCCACCAGGGAAAGGCUUCGGGUGCCAAACAAUUCCCUGCAAGAAGUCCAUCUCCCUCCCCAUGGUCCAAUUUCGAAACCUCGCGUUCGCACUCCCCUGGCUCUCACUCCCCUGCUUCUCGAGUGUCUUCUCUUGGAAAUGCAAGAGAUUUGGAAGGCGAUAUGCGGGGAAUGUCUCUGUCCGACACGGAAAAACCAUCACACCACGCUAGACACAUUCGCGGAUCGGACAGUUUAGUUGUGCCGGAUGGGACGCGUGCUGUUUCACAGUCUAGCCAAUGCACAUCUGGCAAUGAAAACAGGCCAGGUGUAGGUCGGUCAGCGUCCAUAUUUCGCCCCCUGGAAAACUAUAUUAACGCUUGCUUUAACGGCUGUGAUACGAUCAAUCACUCAUUUUUGACCGUAAGACCACACCCUCCUCGAGUGGCAAGCGAGGGAAAUCCAACAUCGACAGGCUUACCCGCUGAUUCACCUACUAACCCUCUGUCAAGUCCGCCUGUUUUUCAAUUUGAUGCAAAGACCCUUUUGCUCAGUGACGUUGCAGAGAAUGGCUCCUGGUGGACGGGCAACCGCACGCAUGUUAAUCGUUCAAGUGAAGACUAUCCGAAGGACAAAGCUUUCGGAGCAAAUAGCGGAUUGACUAGCUCAAGGACUCCGCGUAUAAAUUGGGCUGAUCUUGCUGGUUGGUACCAAGAGCUUAUCCACGCUGGUGAGUCCUGGACCCAGAAAUGGAAAGAAAUGAGGCCAGAUGGAACAGACAGUCCGGAAAAGAUAGCGCUGGCCAAAUUAUGGGAUGCAACCGAUGUUUCUGUUCUAGACCAAGAAAUUAGGACAUCGCGACGACAUGUCCAAAUUGUCCUUCUAAAAGCUACGGAAAACUUACUCCAGAGACCAAGGCGCCCCCUGAAGCGUCCGGAAGAUAUUAGAUUUCUAUUGAUUUUGCUUGCAAACCCGUUACUCUAUUCCUCCAGCCUGAGUGGCAACCCACAGUUGGCAUCAAUUUCCAAGACUCAAAGACGGCCUGAACGCCAUCGGCCUGAAGACCGUGGAAGUCCUGCGAGCAAUGCCGCCAGACCAGUCCUCCACUCGCGUUCGGCCUCGAUUUGUGCAUCAGGCGAAUUACCAGACCGUCGCCCUCUUAUCAUUAAAAGGAUUCUAGGCCUGCUCUCUAAUUUGCCCACGGAAUGUCACCACAUACUCGUUUCCUGGUUUUCGAGAUUUUCCGAGAGUCAUAUCCGCCGCAUUGUUGAACUAGUAGGCAGUUUUGUCACGUAUCGCUUGAAUAGAGAACAGAAGCGGCGACGGACCAAUCCGACCAAACUCAGAAAUGGAGACGAUUUGGAUGACUACGUUCCUACCUUUUCAUCUACUGGUAGCACGACUCCCGCCCAGCUUCAUUCUGCUAUCAACCGCGAGAAUGCCCCAAAAUCUCCUGAUGCAACUCAACAGGCCAUUACGUACAGUAAAGAUUGGCAAAUCAGAGCGGCAGCAAAGGUUAUGGCACUUCUAUUUUGCGCGAACAAUAUGACCCACAGUCGGAAACGUGACGGAGUACGAACUGGAGCGGAAGAGGUAUUGAGACCCGAUGGCCAGAGCAGCAGGCACCUUAUUCCAAUAAGCACGUUUUACAACACGCUGCUGGAUUAUUCUGAUCUGAUUGCAGACUUCGAUGCAUGGGAGUCUCGCAAUGGUCAAUUUUCAUUUUGCCAGUAUUCAUUCUUCCUGAGCAUCUGGGCGAAGAUACGCAUUCUCGAGCACGAUGCUCGACGACAAAUGGAAGAGAAAGCGCGAGAAGCCUUCUUUAAUAGUAUUUUGGGUCGAAGAGGAGUAAGCCAAUAUCUAGUGCUGAAGGUGCGAAGAGAAUGUCUAGCAGAGGAUAGUCUGCGCAGUGUUAGCGAGGUGGUGGGUACUGGACAAGAGGAAAUCAAGAAGGGUCUGCGGAUCGAAUUCCUUGGUGAGGAGGGUGUUGACGCUGGCGGCCUGCGGAAGGAGUGGUUUCUCCUCUUGGUUCGAGAAAUUUUUGAUCCUCUUCACGGACUUUUUGUUUAUGAUGAGCAAUCGCAGUAUUGCUAUUUCAAUCCAUUUUGUUUUGAGUCAUCGGAGCAGUUCUUCUUGGUUGGAGUGUUGCUUGGCUUGGCAAUAUACAAUUCCACAAUUCUGGACAUCGCCUUGCCGCCCUUUGCCUUCAGGAAGCUUCUUUCCUGUGCACCUUCAAAUAAUGUGCCCGCCCUGUCGACUCCCCAACAGGUCUUUAAAUGCACUCUACAAGAUCUCGCGGAAUAUCAACCCGCACUUGCAAGGGGCUUGCGCAACCUCCUGGAAUAUGAUGGCGACGUGCAGGAGGCAUUUUGCCUGGAUUUUGUUAUUCAAGUAGAUCGAUACGGGAAGAAACUUGAGUUGCCGCUACGCCCUGGAGGAGAAAAGAAACCAGUUACCAACUUCAAUCGUCGUGAAUAUGUUGAUCUUUAUGUCAAGUACCUGCUAGACACAGCAGUGGCACGCCAAUUUGAACCCUUUAAACGAGGGUUUUUCACUGUUUGCGGAGGAAACGCCUUGCACCUCUUCCGCCCUGAAGAGAUCGAACUUCUAGUACGUGGUUCAGACGAACCGUUGGAUAUCCCCUCGCUGCAAGCCGUCGCAGUCUAUGAGCAUUGGCAAUGCGAAAAGCCCGAACAGGAACCCGUGGUGAUAUGGUUCUGGGAAUUCUUCGCCAGAGUCUCACCCGCCGACCAGCGCAAGAUCCUCAGCUUCAUCACCGGAAGUGAUCGCAUUCCUGCUAUGGGCGCGACAAAUCUUAUGAUUCGUCUUGUGUGUCUGGGGCAGGAUUCGGAUAGAUUUCCGACGGCCAGGACGUGUUUUAACAUGGUUGCGCUGUAUCGAUAUACGACUCGGGAGAAGUUGGAGGAGAAAUUGUGGAGGGCUGUGGUGGACAGUGAGGGUUUUGGAUUGAAAUAG